This is a messenger RNA of Capronia epimyces CBS 606.96, 1575 nucleotides long. RefSeq lists its product as uncharacterized. Bases 1 to 1575 code for a protein of 524 amino acids. Gene Ontology annotation, molecular function: heme binding; oxidoreductase activity, acting on paired donors, with incorporation or reduction of molecular oxygen; iron ion binding. The transcript is spliced from 3 exons. The record is from RefSeq and is a predicted model, not a curated record. Lineage: Eukaryota; Fungi; Ascomycota; Eurotiomycetes; Chaetothyriales; Herpotrichiellaceae.
AUGGCGGUCGCCAUCCUCUCGCUCAUCGGUCUGGCCGCCCUUGUCCUCUACACCGUGCUCACCUGCUAUCAGAACUACCGCAAGUGCCCUCAGUUCGAUGGCCCUUUCCUGGCCAAAAUUUCCGGAGCCUGGCUUUUCUUUCACACUUUCUCGGGCAAGCUGAAUGAGGACAAUGCAGCAUUGCUUCGAAACCAUGGCUCCUUCGUGCGCAUCUCCCCGGACAAGGUCGUCACCAAUGACCCCGUCGUCCUCCGGCAUAUGAGUUCCCCUCGCUCAGAUUUCCGGAGAGGCACCUUCUAUGAUGCCUUCUCCACCCAGCCGACCCUCCGAAACGUUCUCUCGCAAAAGGACGAGAAGCUGCACAAUAGCUUGCGGUCGAAGUUGAUUCGCGGUUAUUCCGGAAAAGACCUGCCAAAUCUCGAGGCUGACAUUGAUGCCCGCAUUGCCGACCUCGUGGCCCUGAUUGGGAGCGAAUGCUCCAACAACAAGCUGAUCGACUUUAGUUCUUUCGCGCAGUACUUCACCCUGGAUGUCCUGACCCACAUUUCCUUCUCCGCUCCUGUCGGUUAUCUCACACAGAAUAGAGAUGUCUAUUCCUACAUCAGCAAAGUCUCCGACUUCCUGCAGGUCCUCGAGCUGGGUGCCAACAUCCCUACAGUCCAGCGGAUCCUUGACAGUGUGCUCAUGGCACCGUUCCGACCCAAAAUCACCGACGCCGACGGCAUGGGCGCAAUGAUGGGCAUGGCUUCAAAGGCAGUUGCCUUCCACUAUGCCCCGGACGCCAAGGCCUACCCGGACAUGUUGGGCUCGUUUAUCAAGCACGGUUUGACACAGCAGGAAGCCGAGUCUGAAGCGAUGGUGCAGGUGCUGGGAGGGAGUGAUUCGACUGCCACCGCUGUGCGCAUGAUCAUGCUGUACAUCAUCACACACCCGGAGGUGUACGGUAAGUGCGUCAAGGAGAUUGAAGCCAACGAGUCCGUCUUCGGCGAUUCCAUCUCGUCGGCUGCCUCUCGCCAGCAUCUGCCCUAUGUCCAGGCCUGUAUCAAGGAGGGACUGCGCAUCUGGCCACCUCUUCAAGCCCUCAAUUCCAAAUUAUCCCCUCCAGGUGGGGAGACGGUCAAUGGGGUCUUCAUCCCUGGCGGCAUCGAAGUCUGCCACAAUGCCUACACGACGCAACGACGCACGGAGAUCUAUGGCGUGGACGCCGACCAAUUCCGCCCCGAGCGCUGGCUGGAGGCCGCCGAGGAGGCCGGCAAAGCCCAUGCGGCCAGCAUCGACCAGGGACUCGGGGAGGACGGCGUCAGUGUUGGGGCGGGGGGAGACGGCAAGACUCGGCUGGCGAGAAUGGAGUCGACCCUCGAGUUGAUCUUCGGCAGUGGUCGCUUCGGUUGUCUGGGCAGACACAUUGCCUUGAUCGAACUCGACAAAGUCAUUCCUGUGUUGUUGCGAGACUUUGGCUGGGCAGUGGCAGACCCAAGUCGGGGGAUUGAGAGUAAGUGUUUCGGGGUUUUUGUGCAGAAGGGCAUGUGGUUAAAGGCGACGCCGAGGAGAGUGCACGACAAACACUCGGAGUGA